Messenger RNA from Pestalotiopsis fici W106-1, 1617 nucleotides. RefSeq lists its product as uncharacterized. The record is from RefSeq and is a predicted model, not a curated record. Bases 1 to 1617 code for a protein of 538 amino acids. NCBI's taxonomy places the organism in Eukaryota, Fungi, Ascomycota, Sordariomycetes, Amphisphaeriales, Sporocadaceae. The transcript is spliced from 2 exons.
AUGGCGAACACUGUGAUCCAGUUCGAGAACUGGACAACCCCAGCGCUUGAUACUCUCAACUUCUCGUCAGACUGCUCGCUCGUUGGCGACUUCUUUACAUCAUGGUUUAAUGUCGAAGCUGCCUCUCUGGUCCAAGUGGACAUCCCCGAGAUCACCAAUGCGACAUUCUGGGUUCCUGCAACUCUAGAUGAGAACACCACUGCGGCCUAUUUUCGAAACGCGCUCCCCGUCGAUCUACAAGCUGUAGCCAGCUUCCCCGAUAUCCUGGAGUGGGAAUACCGGCUGCGCCUCAACUACAACGCCACUGUGUCCGCAUAUAACGAAACCAACCCUUCCACGCAUCCCGACUUUGUCUAUUUUUCCAGCGUCAUCGAUCAACCGGCUCACGAGUGCAGAAGCGAAAUCUGUCAAGUCGGCUUCUCCCCUGAUCAACUUUCGGAUAUCAAUGGCCCUGGAAUCUUCCUGUUCUCGUGGUUCCAAACAGCCGUCUUGUCAUUCUAUGCUCUCAUUGUGGCGGUCAAGGCCGUCGGGCUAGGGUAUCACAUCCACGAGGAACAACAAUACAACCUGCCGCCCUCCAAGCUUAGCAGGCCACCCGGCUCACGGUGGCACAUUUUCUAUCGCGCCAUCAUGAAGUCCUUUGAUGGGUUUGCCGAUACCAUCAUUGUCGUUAACCUGGCACUACCCGUUGCCCUUGCGGUGUAUUACAUCCCAGGCAUCAUGUCACGGGCACAUUUCUACAAGAAGGACCUGCUGCUCGCCGCGUGGGUGGCGUCGCUGUCCCUGAGCUCGUCCAUCCUGGCCUGGCGCACCGGCGCGUGCACGCACCGCAUCACGCGGAUGGCAGAAGAGCGCAAGCCAAAGGGUGACCGAGACCCCGACCUUCUCCGCUCCCGCGCAAGCACGAUCCGCGACAUUCUGAUCUUCCUCAGCUUUGGGCUCACCGUCGGCCUGGGCUUUUUGACCGCGCUCAACACGCUGGGCUCGCCCACGUUUAGCUUCGAAACGUACUCGGACACCGUCUGCCAGUUCCACUACACGCCUGACGGCAAGAAUAUCGCGAUCGUCACGGGUUGCAUCGUCGCAUAUAUCGUCGUUCGCGUCGUGGUGGGCUGGCUGGUUAUGCGUUGUGUUUUCAAGCGGCUCGACAAGUCCCACCCGAUACCACGGCCGAAUAACCAGGGCAGGCGACCCCCCGCCGGCCGGCUGCAGCGCAUACGCGAGCGCCACCGGCUCAUCCAGAACGACCCGCGGCGGCGCCGGGUCGUGUUUAUCAUGGCAGUUGUGGACGUGCUCGUCUUUGGGGCCGCCACUUGGGCUCUUCUCGUCCUGUAUACGAAAUUCCGCACCGAGAUCCUGUUGGACCUGGGCCAAGACUGGUUCACGCAGGGUUGGACGCUGGGCCAGGUUCUUGCGAUCUUCGCGGCUGCGCCUAUCGCCAUGGGGUUUUUGCGAGACUUGCGUGAGUUUUCCCUCCACACUACUCGGUUCUUCAGCACAGAAAGAUUUGCCAACAUGGUUUCUGACAUGCAUGUAAAACGUAGGCAAGGGGUUCAAAAGAGCGCAAACACCCUGAAGGUAACAGUGACAACGAGAAUCUCCAUCCUGGCUCUCUAA